Molecule: messenger RNA, 1563 nt
Organism: Sphaeramia orbicularis (orbiculate cardinalfish)
Lineage: Eukaryota; Metazoa; Chordata; Actinopteri; Kurtiformes; Apogonidae
Exons: 6
Coding region: 364-1050 (228 amino acids)
Biological process (GO): cell surface receptor signaling pathway; immune response
Cellular component (GO): external side of plasma membrane
Molecular function (GO): transmembrane signaling receptor activity
Source: RefSeq, a predicted model, not a curated record
UCAGUGCUGUGGGCGGAGCCUCAGUGCUGUUUUCCAUCCUUUAAAACAUCAGUAAUUCUUUCAAACACAGAUUGGUUUUUGUGGUGGUUUUCAUCUACAGGGUCCGAUCUGAGCGGAGCUAGAACAGAACCAGAACCCAAAAGUUGAUUAUUUUACUGUAAAUAUUGAAGAUUCAACUCUGACUUUGAUCAAACGUAAAGGAAACUUGUCUCCGCCCACAGCAGCUGCAUCAUGGGUAAUUUAGUGUUUAGAGCAAAACAGCAAAGUCCAGUUUAGGAAACAUCCUCAUGAACGAUAGCAGCUCCGCCCCUUUAGGUCUGAACUGUUCGCCAUAGUUCCAUAUUCAGGAACCAACGGGUGACGAUGCACUUCCUCAUUCAGCGACUGUAUACGUCUGAAAUAAAAGGAAGGAAGAGGAACUGUGUUCAGAAAGACGACGACCAGCAUCAGAACAACAUGAAGAACCCAUCUGUUCUGUUGGGUGUCUGUGUCCUGCUGCUGUCUGGACUGAAUGUUUCUUCAGUCUCUGUGGACAUCUAUCCAAACCUUCAGCAGUUCUUCAGUCGACAAGACAGUUUCUCUGUGAGUUGUGCAGAUGUUCAGACAGAUGGAUGGACAGUGAAGAGGAGACAGACGGACGGAAACACUCAGACAUGUGGAGACGGAGAGGGGACGUUUGGACGGAUAGAUGAGUCAUUCUGUGUCAUCAACUUUCCCCUGUCAUCGUCCAGUGGAGUUUACUGGUGUGAGACCAGUUCAGGACAGCAGAGUGAGCAGGUGUCCAUCACUGUAACAGAUGGUGAUGUAAUCUUGGACAUCCCUGCACUUCCUGUGGAGACAGGAAGUGAUGUCACUCUGCGCUGUAGAGUCAGAGGUGGUUCAACAGUGGAACCAAAAUUACUAAAAAACCUUCAGACAGUCCCAUCUGUAGAAGAGUGGACCAUCUCUGUAGACCACCACGUCUGGUGCAGACCAGUACUCCUGUUUUGUUCCACUGAUUGGUAUAUCUCCACAGAGCAGCCUGAGGGUCAAAGUUUCCACUACCACUGAUCCUACAACUGCAUCCUCUGAUCCUAGUUCGUCUUCAGAUCCUGGUUCCUCCACAGAUUCACAUUCUCCUCCUGGUUCUUCAGUGUCCAUCGUGUUCCUGUUCCUCCGCCUGCUGGUCAUGAGUCCAUACUGUGUCUCCACUGUCCUGAUGGUGUCGAUCUAUCGUAAAAGGAACACAGGAGGAAGAGCAGCCGUCGCCAUGGAGACCAGGCAGCGGCGCGUCAGAGACGAAGAGUACGAAAACAUGGCUGCAGGCGUCGCCAUGGAGACCAGGCAGCGGCGCGUCAGAGACGAAGAGUACGACGACAUGGCUGCAGGCGUCGCCAUUGAACACGACUUCUGAAGAGAUGAGUCGACUUGGACACGAAAUCUGUUUUUAUUUGUAAUUUUACACUUUUCAUCUGAAACACAAACUGAAAAACAAGAGUUUUUUCUUUUGUAUAAAUAAUGUGAUUUCCAAAGUGAACAGAAUUAGUUUGUACAUAAAUGUUUCUUAAACUCUUUCCUAUUUUU